Molecule: messenger RNA, 1127 nt
Organism: Solanum verrucosum
Lineage: Eukaryota; Viridiplantae; Streptophyta; Magnoliopsida; Solanales; Solanaceae
Product: NAC domain-containing protein 6
Exons: 3
Coding region: 79-948 (289 amino acids)
Biological process (GO): regulation of DNA-templated transcription
Molecular function (GO): DNA binding
Source: RefSeq, a predicted model, not a curated record
AUACUUUACUAUACUCAUCACCAAACUUUGACAUAAACAAAAUAUUUUAUAACGAAAGGUGAUCGAUACAUUCGAAUAAUGGAAGAUCUACCAGGCUUCCGAUUUCACCCAACGGAAGAAGAACUUCUUGAAUUUUACCUAAAAAAUAAGGUCCUUGGCAAAAAAUCGCGAUGCGAUGUAAUUGGUCUACUCAACAUUUAUCGUCAUGAUCCUUGGGACCUGCCAGGGCUGGCAACAAUUGGAGAAAGAGAAUGGUAUUUUUUUGUGCCAAGAGAUAGAAAACAUGGAAGUGGAGGGAGGCCUAAUAGGACUACACAAAAGGGAUUUUGGAAGGCAACUGGUUCUGAUAAAAAAAUUAUUGGUUUAUCAAAUCCUAAAAAUAUAAUUGGUCUUAAGAAGACUUUGGUUUUCUAUACUGGAAGAGCACCUCGAGGCUCCAAGACAGAUUGGGUCAUGAAUGAAUUUCGAUUACCGGAUACCGUCUCUUCGCCUCAGGACAUAGUGUUGUGCAAAAUAUACAGAAAAGCGACAUCAUUGAAAGUGUUAGAACAGAGGGCUGCAAUUGAAGAAGAAAUGAACGGUACAAAGCACGUUCACAGCUCUCCUUGUUCGACAACCCUGCAGCCAAUGGACACCAUGCCAUUUUGUAACGAACAUCAUGAACCAACUGAUCAGAGCCCCAAUUUCUUUAUGUCAGUCAACAAGGAUGAAGUAGAAGACGAUAUCUUAUCAAUUACUGAGAACAAUCCGUUCGAAAUUUCAGCAGAAACCAAAGACAAGAGUAAUUGCUUUAAGCCAAAAUUACUGAAUGGACAAGAUAACCUGGCUGAACUACAAGUACCCAAAUUCAGCAUGGACUUUAGUCAGGACCCUGUCUGGAUGCAAUUGCGUAGCCCUUGGCUUGAUAAUUUUAUCUUGACACCUUCCGCGUUUGUGCAUAACUUUUAGGCUAUAAAUUCAAAUCGUUAAACCAUCCAUCCCAAUUUCCUUGGAUUUUUUUCAAGAAUAAUAGUAGUGAUAUGUUCACUGCUACAACCUAACCUGCUGACCACUUGGGGUGUUUGUUCAUAGUAUCCUUAAUGGAUCCAUAAGUAAUAUAUUGCAACUGCCUUAGUGUUUUCCUUUUA